CUUGACGUUUAUUCUUGUACAACAACAACAUAAACAUUUCCUAUCAUUAUAAGGCUACAAGAAACCCAUCUUCCCAGGCAUCUUGGUCCCGUUUCUAAAAAGGGAAAAGGAGACCCAAGAUGCUGCUGAAGAUGGAUUUAUGUAAGUUCUAACAUCAUUGAUACUGCUUUGGGGCUUCUACGGUAGUCAUGAAACGACUGCAAAAACAGGAGCAGCGACGAUUGAUGGAUCUGCAAGUGUUAGAUUGGUGAAAUCAAUCCACAGUAACAACUGAAAAUGUAUGUUCUUUCUCCACAUGUUAUUUUUACAGGUUUUCAUUCUCCAGUCGAAAACGAGAUACGAGGUGGUUGGCCUUGGUGUGGACGAGAUCGGGUUGUGAUACGAGGUAGAAGGCCAAGGUCGUCGGACGUACGUGGUUGUUGGGGAGACGGAGACGAGGUGGUGGAUAUAAGUCAUAUAAUUCGUUGCAUGCAAAUAUGAAAAACAGACAUGAUGGAUCGGCAUUGAACGUGACUGAUCGGAAUUCAUCAUAA
Amoebophrya sp. A25 is the source of this 533-nucleotide messenger RNA. NCBI's taxonomy places the organism in Eukaryota, Dinophyceae, Syndiniales, Amoebophryaceae. The record is from the annotation of a GenBank genome assembly.